This is a messenger RNA of Aspergillus alliaceus, 2691 nucleotides long. RefSeq names its product putative eukaryotic translation initiation factor eIF-2C4. Gene Ontology annotation, molecular function: protein binding; RNA binding. The coding region runs from base 1 to 2691 and encodes 896 amino acids. NCBI's taxonomy places the organism in Eukaryota, Fungi, Ascomycota, Eurotiomycetes, Eurotiales, Aspergillaceae. The transcript is spliced from 6 exons. The record is from RefSeq and is a predicted model, not a curated record.
AUGGAGGAGUUCGAAGUCGUCAACAAGCUUACCGGCGGUCUCCGCCACCUUCGGGUUCGUGAAGCUGACGAAGUCGCCAAGUAUUCCGUUCCGGUUGAGACCGUACCUCGCCCAGGCUUCAACACUACAGGUAAAGAGAUAGCCAUUUCUCUAAAUGCAUACCCUAUUACCAAGUUCCCUAGUAGGAACGUCUACCAAUAUGAUGUCAACAUUGGCAACGGUGACGAGAAAAACAUCGUUUGCAAGAAAGUCUGGAAUUCAAACGCCAGAAAAGCCGUUUUGAAGCAGAUCAUCUAUGAUGGUCGCAAGCUCGCUUGGUCUAUGAACAACUACGCGAAUGGACUAAACAUCAUCGUUGACCUUGACGCCGAACAAGGCCGCACCGGAGGUCGCACUUCCAAUGCUUUCCGUCUAGUAGUGCGCUCUACUAAGACCGUAAACCUGGCUGUCUUGAAUGCAUGGCUCCAGGGACGUGCUACGUUUUCUGAGACUGUUUUGGAAGCUCUUAACUUCCUUGACCAUGUCAUUCGAGAAUGGCCCAGCGGUAAGUUUGUAGCAAUCCGCCGUUCCUUCUUCGACGAAAACGGAGAGAAUAAGGACUUGGGCAACGGUGUAUUGGCUUUCAAGGGUGUCUAUGAGGCCAUCAGACCCGCCAUUAAUCGCGGACUUAUUGUCAACGUCGAUGUUUCAAGCACAUGCUUCUGGGCUCGCACUUCAUUUUUGGGUGCUGCGAUGGCCAUCAUGGACUGCCGGGACCACCAGCAUCUCAUGCAUGAGCUAAGACCUGUCGCGGACGGCCAUGGCGGCACGACUGAAUCAAACGCAUUCUACGAAGUCCACCGCCGGCUUAGAAAGCUUGUGGUUCAACCUCACUACCGGGGCUGUCCCUGUCUAGGUGUGAAUUUCACCGUCAAGGGCCUUAUCAAUGCCCCUGCGAGCAAGUAUACGAUCGAGCUGAAGGACAAGGCAACUGGGGCGAUCGAGAAGAUAACCGUGGAGCAAUACUUCAAGAGGAAGUACAACCUUCUUUUGACUUACCCUGAUCUGCCCAUGGUUGAAAUGACGAAGAAAGGGGUUGUGUACCCCAUGGAAUAUUUGACUAUCCAUGGACUUCACAAAUAUCCUUGGAAACUGAAUGAAUACCAGACUUCGCAUAUGAUUAAAUACGCGGCUGCGCACCCUGCUGAUCGUCUUCAUUCGAUUCAUAAGUCGAAGAAGAUGCUCGAUCAUUCCAAGGAUCCGGUUUUGCAGACUUUUGGACUCCAGAUCGACGAAAACAUGAUCCGCACCAAGGCUCGCUUGCUCCCAAACCCUGAUAUCCAGUUUGGUGGCAACCAACGCCACAAUCCAGGUACCAGCGGCCGCUGGGAUCUUCGUGGAAAGAAGUUCUAUCAGGCUAAUAGAGUACCUGUCACCAGCUGGGGAGUUGGGUUUAUCCCCGGCAAACGCAACGCCAUCAAUAAGACCCAAGUGGAAAACUUUGUUGACGGAUUCAUGAAGACCUACGCUGGACAUGGUGGAACAAUUACCCAACGUCCCAUGGUUAUCGAGCUGAAGGAGGACAUCGGUGAAGCUAUGAAGAGACUCUUCAAUUCAACUGGCAACAAGUUUCAAAGGGAACCUCAGCUUCUCUUGAUCAUUGUCCCUGACAAAAAUUCGUUUUCUUACCUCCGGAUUAAGAAAUCUUGUGACUGUCGUUGGGGCGUGCCUUCUCAAGUCUUGCAGUCUGCACAUGCUGUUAAGGCAAACCCGCAAUAUAUCUCGAAUGUCUUGAUGAAAGUCAAUGCAAAGCUCGGUGGUACGACAGCUCGCAUUGCGCCGAAGGUCGUCGAUGCUGGCCUUAGGCCCAUGUCAAUGAUUAUUGGCGCAGAUGUGACUCACCCUACACUAGGUGUUUGGUCGCCUUCUAUGGCCGCUGUGUCUGUCUGCAUGGAUACAUUUGGCGGACGUUACUGGGGUGCGUGCGAGACCAAUGGUGACAGGGUGGAAAUUAUUGCCCGCGCAAAUAUGGAGCAUAUGCUUACCCCCCUGGUGCGAGAGUGGAUGUCUACAGUUGGUCGAGGACGUGCUCCUGAAAAUGUUUACUACUUCCGUGAUGGCGUCUCAGAUGGGGAAAGAGAAAAGAUCUUGAAGCAGGAAGUCCUAGAUAUGAAGUCUAUCUUUACGAAAUUAACUCAAGAUCAAUGGAAAGGGAAGUUUACAGUGGUUGUCGCUAACAAGCGUCAUCAUAUCCGAGCGUUUCCUAAUCCAACUGAUCGCAAUGCAGCUGACAAAAACGGCAAUCCUCUGCCCGGACUUCUUAUUGAGAAGGAUGUUACUAGCCCGCAUGAUUGGGACUUCUUUUUGUACUCCCAUAUCGCGCUUCAAGGAACCUCUCGGCCUGUUCACUAUCAUGUCAUUCUGGACCAAAUUGGGCAUAAGCCUCAUCAGCUGGAAAAUAUGAUCUAUGAUCAUUGCUACCAGUACAUACGGUCCACGACUUCGGUCUCACUGUUCCCCGCGGUCUACUAUGCGCAUCUUAUUGCGGCCCGCGCGCGUCACCAUGAGGAUGUCCCUGCCAGUUCUGGCCCGCGGAGCGGGCGUGAGGUUCCAUUGACCAACCCUAAACCAAAGGACAGGCCUGUCGACCCUAGGCUCUUGCCGAUUCACGGCACAUCGAAUAGACUACCCUUCGCGGUCUGGUAUAUCUAG